AUGCUUAAGUCCAAAAAUACUAGUAUUAUUGAUAAGUUAGAAAAAUAUCAAAUUAAUGGGUCUAUACAACGUUGGUUCCAAUUUUGGGACGCAACGUUAAGACUAAAGAACUGGACACCGACCGAUCAAGAAAAUAAGGACCUGUUCAUGGUGAGUUUUGGCGCUGAGGGCAUUGACAUUCUCGAACAAUAUUUAUUUCCUGAAACCAUUCUAACAACUAAAUUUGAUAAGAUAAGGAGUGUCUCGCUACAUAUUUUUGAGAAGAAUAAAACCAUUUUCGGUAGUAGAUUAGACUUCAUAAGGUUAAUUAGGAAUGAGAAUGAACCAAUUGGAGAGUUCGCUAAUAGAAUCAAAAUAACUGCGAAAGCGUGUUGUUUUACGCCGUCAGAAGUUGACCGCCGGUUAAGAGAUCAAUUAGUUGCGGGUAUAGAUCUACCAGGUCUCGAAGUUGAACUUAGGACUAAAUAUCCUUUAGCAUUGGAUGUGAACAAAAAGCCCCUGACGUUCCAGUUCGUGCUAGAUAUGGCCACGGCAACAGAAAAUGCUCAAAACGAAAUGACUAUCAAGAAAGACUUGGUAAAUAGUGUCAGACCGCAAGAUUGCAAACAUAAAAUGCCUAAUUCACAAGAGUGUGUUAAGAGAGACAUUAAUUAUAGGAAGUCUAAUAACAAGGGAUUAAAUAAAAGGGCAAAGAUCAUAGCCAAAAUAAAUGGACUUAGUGUCACUUUUGAUUAUGAUACAGGAGCACAAGCCUCUAUUAUAGGAUUGAAUAUUUGGGAGAAAAUUGGCAAACCACUAACAUCUUCCACAAACCCAUUAGCAGCCUAUGGAGAUAAACCUUUGGAUCUUAUGGGUGAAGCCAUGGUUUGUGUGCAAGUGGGGAAGGAAAUUCGCAAUUUAUCAGUUAUUAUAAUAAAGUCAAAUGACCUACCUCUGUUUGGGUUGCCAUGGAUUUUAGCAUUUGGGUUUGAGUUACCGAGACAGGUAAGCAUACAACAGGUUCUCAAAACGAAUAGAAAAACAAUAACUUCAAGUUGCCACCAAACCAAAGAUGACCAGAUGGGCCGCUCGAAUACAAUCGGUGCCCCUGCGGGCCGAAGCCCCGAUUGGCCGUUCGAAUACAAUCGAUGCUCACACGGAUCGAGGAUGUCACUAACGGAAGACAUAAUGGGGCAUUUGUUAGCUAAACAGUUUAAAGCUGUUUUUGACGGCAAACCGGGGUUGAUACGUAAUUUCGCUGUGCGACUCCAAUUAAAAGAUACGGCUGUUCCAAAAUCGUUUCCAGCUCGUCGAGUGCCAUUUCCAUUACGCAGAGCGGUUGAACUAGAACUUGAUCGGCUUGUGGCUGCGGAGAUUUUGGAGCCCAUCGAUUCAUCUAUAACUAGGGUGCCAUGGGCAACCCCAACAGUAAAUGUCAGGAAAAACAAUGGCGAGAUUCGUAUUUGCGCAGAUUUCAAGGUGAGUUUAAAUCCCCAUCUAUUAUAUGAUCAUCACGUUAUUCCUACGCUGGAUGACUUAUUGGUUAAGAUUCAAGGGGGGAACCGUUUUACGGUGAUAGAUUUAAAGGACGCGUAUCUACAAAUGGCCGUUGAGCCAGAGUCCCAAGAAUAUUUGGUCAUCUCAACACAUAAAGGAUAUUUUCGAUACUAUGGAUGCCGUUUGGGCUUUCGUGCGCACCAACUAUUUUCCAGCGUUACAUGGACAAUGUUUUGA
Messenger RNA from Gordionus sp. m RMFG-2023, 1713 nucleotides. RefSeq lists its product as uncharacterized. The transcript has 2 exons. Bases 1 to 1713 code for a protein of 570 amino acids. Lineage: Eukaryota; Metazoa; Nematomorpha; Gordioida; Chordodea; Parachordodidae. The record is from RefSeq and is a predicted model, not a curated record.